AGUGUGUGACACACUGACUCCUCCCACACACUCACACACUCACUCAGACACACACUCACACUUACACACACACACACUCUGCUGGUUCAUCGCUCACUUCUAAUCAGUAGUCUUUCAGUUAUAUUGCUGUGUCCUUAAUAUUACUGCUUCGAUAGACGUUAGCGUUUUUGUACGUGCUCUAAUAAAGGAGUGUUUCCCGGAAUCCUGUGAAAACUCCAGGCUGCGACUCAAGUCUCGUUCCACAGAGGAAGUUGACUUGAGCUCAUUUGCACCCACUAGCCUGCUUCUGUUACCUGGUGAUCUUUACUCAGUAUAUAAUGGGAUCUUUUCGACGUCCUCGCUUUAUGAGCUCACCAGUGCUGUCAGACCUUGCCCGCUUUCAUGCCAGUUCACCAUCUCUGCAACUCUCCAAUGCAAGUAUCUGGAAUCGUGUCCAGUCUGCUGUCAUCAAAGUAUUUGAAGGAGGAGGGCUACAGACCAAUGAGCUGUACAGCCUGAACGAAAGCAUCAGGUGGCUUCAAAGGACAGAACUGGGCUCCUUCAUUACAGAAUACUUUCAGGAUCAGCUCUUGAACAAAGGCCUGGCACAUAUGUUGGAGAAAAUUCAUCUUCAUGAGGAAGAAAACUGUCUCCAGGCUCUGUCUGAUAUGUGGGUAACAUUUUUCACAGAGAUCCUGCCAACUCUUCAAGCCAUAUUCUAUCCUGUGCAGGGUCAGGAGCUGACUGUGAGACAGAUGGCUCUGCUGGGUUUUAGGGACCAGGUCUUGUUGAAGCUUUCUCUAGAGAACAUGCUACAUACCACAUCAUACCCUCCUGCCAUUGUACAGAUGCUGCUCAUAUUGCAGGGCAUUCAUGAGCCUAGCGGGCCUAGUAAAGAAUACUACCUUCUUGAGCAACUAGUGGAUAUGGUGAUUUCACCUUACCUGAGUAACUACCUCCACAAGAGCCAGAGAGGCUCCACUUCAGGGUGUCAUUUGGAAAACUCGAGUUUGGAGACUGCACCUUACGUUAGCCAGCCAGAGAUCACAAUCACAAACUUUGCUACAGAAUCAUUGCUGACACCUCUUCUGGAGCAGGAAGGCGAGGCAUAUCUGGAGAGGACCGGUGGAAUACGGCGCCACACAGUUGCCAAUGUCAAUUCAGACAUCCGUUUUAUCUCCAUGACAAACAGAAGUAAUGGUGGAGAUAAUGGGCAUGUGAGAAAUGCAAGGAGAACUGCUCCUCCCAGGCCUUUUACCCGACCACUGUUAAUCCUGGACUCUGUCAACUAUAACAAAACCACAAAUAUGCCAGAAGAGUGCUGAAAACUUGAGAUGUACUAUGGGGUAUGUUUCUGAGCAAAAACCAACAGUCAAAAGUCUACAAGUGAUAGAACAGACAACUAAGAAUCACAAUUUAACCCAGAAAAAAAAAACUUGUUAAUUUAGGUAUUUAUUUUAAUCACUUUAGUGGAGCCUUUUUUGAUUAUCACAGAGGUUAAAGUACAGAAUGGGCCUAUUUGACUACUUAAAGUGUUCAGCAGCAUUCCACUUCCUCAGGCAGAGUUUCUAUCUAAUCUAAUCUAAUCUAUACACAAUCUGUGAAGUUGAUCAAUGUCUGUGUACCUUUUUUUUUGCCAUUCAUGUAAACGAAUAGUAAAUUAUCACAAGUAACACAGCAUUCCUUAACUGUGUUCUGUACAAAUUUUUACCAGUGUUGGAAUAUACUGUAGUCUACUUUCACAAAGUCUUUUUUGUACACAAACAGCUUAAAUGCUUACCUAGAAACUGCUUUAUUAUUCGGUUGAAUGUUUAAAGCAUGAGAGAGAGGAGCUCCUAUAAAUAGCUGAGUCCUGCCCUAAGAGCCAUGCUCUUUUUCUGCUGUAGAAGUGGCAACGCUAUGUGGAAUUUCGACCCUGCUGAACUAACAAUGUUUACACAGAUGCAGUAUUAUGCAAAAUCUUCCUGAGCUUUCAGCUGCUUGGGAUUAUUGACUUGACUACACUGUGUGACACUUUCUUGUUUUGAGCCAUUUUAGUAUGUACUGUACAAUUUGUUUGUAGUGUGGUGGAGUUGCUGAUGUUCUGGUCUACAGACUAAUUUAUUUCAUGAAAUAUUUUAGAGUCUUAAUUAUAAUUUCAACUUAAAUGUUAUGACCAAUUUUGUGUUAAUCGGUGUGCAGUGUUGUAUACAUUUGUAGUAAUAAAGUGUUACUUUGCGUAAACUAAAUAUUUUUUAUUGAUGCAGUCAUUACUGCAUGUCCAAGGCGCCUUCAACUACACAUCAGCUUUCUGAACCUGUUAUAAUGUUGUUUUAAUGAUUUUAAUCACUUAUACAGUGAAAGCACAAGAAGUACAUAUAAAUAUAGGAGUCUUGAAAGGAACAGAUGUUCCAGGAUCUGGGGACACGGCACUGAGUCAUCAACCUCCCACGGAGGUCACAAUGGUUUUGGGACCCUCAAGUGCCUGAGUGUGUACGUAUUAGGAUGAAAACAUUCUGUGAGAGCUCACGCACACCUUGGGACAGAACCAGAAGCUUGCUUUUACUCAGGAAUAGAUAAAAGGUAUGUUUGUGAAUGGUGAAAGGUGAAUGUGCAUGGUGCCAUGUGACUGGAGCAUCACAGGUUUUUAUUACCAUCUCUCACCCACUGUUAAUGUAACUGGUUAUUCAAAUCAGGAUUUACCCAGGAACAUCUGAACUGUAUUUUGUGUUGUAUUCUCUAUUUUGUUACCCUAGAUGGCGUCUUAUAAGCAGCUAUGUGUGAAUCCUAGUGAUGGCGAAGUGAAGCUUUCUUGAAGCAGUGAAGCUUUCAGCCCAAUUGUAUCGGGAAAAGGUUCAUUACUCGAAGCUUUUCCAAUCAGAGCUCGACGAGGACCUCUGCAGGGUGAAAGCGCUAUCACACAAUGUUCCACAACCAAACAACGUUUUAAUUUUAGAAGCAAAAAUUUGUGGAUUGACAAAUUAAGGACAGAUUAAUAAAUAAAUGAAUCAAUAUAUUAAAUACAUGACCAAAGCAUGUUCCAUUGCAUACACAUGGUAACUCCAAACAAAAAUGUAAUAAAGAUAACUUUUUGUAUGGUGAAUGUGGACAUUUUGAGUGUUUUU
This is a messenger RNA of Tachysurus fulvidraco (yellow catfish), 3083 nucleotides long. It is a transcript of the gene prr5l, whose product is annotated as proline rich 5 like. Gene Ontology annotation, biological process: TORC2 signaling. The transcript has 9 exons. The record is from RefSeq and is a predicted model, not a curated record. The coding region runs from base 318 to 1304 and encodes 328 amino acids. Gene Ontology annotation, cellular component: TORC2 complex. NCBI's taxonomy places the organism in Eukaryota, Metazoa, Chordata, Actinopteri, Siluriformes, Bagridae.